UUGAUACAGAUUGCACAAGUUUGACUGUAUAUGAUGAGCAAAUAGGAGAAUUUCCCCAUCAGCUUUAGCCUUUAUAAGCAGGCAGGAAGGCAUAGAGUUGAGCAGAAAAAGUUUGGAUGCGGUCAGAAAUAAUAUCCUUCGUGGAGUGAAGUCGUGUUUCAAAGUGUUGAAAAUUAUGAAUUUCUCUGUUGUCCUGAGCAUUUUUGCUAUCCUCGUGAUUGACAAGGCAGAAGGUGCGCCUCCUAAUUGGUACACUAGUCCUGACUUCGGAAAUGAGUUAUCGAAGUACAUCAACGAGCAAGUUCAGCAGAGUUUGAGCGGUUUGAAGGGUCUGGAUAGGCUUCAAAAUUUGGGUUCUGAAAUUUCUCAAUCUGUGCAGACACAAUUGGACAAUGAGUUCUGGUUCAAAGGGGAAAAUGUCUGUGUUAAGGAAGAGGUGUCGGAAGUUCCCAGCUAUAAGUCAAACGUAAAUUACUAUUAUUCUACUGGAACCAUUGGAAUGCAAAACUCUCAAAUUUGCCAGGGAACAAAUAAUGUUUUCACCUGCACUAAAUUUGAAACUACCGAUGGCACAACUCGGAAGAUCACUAAAAUUUAUACAUGCUGUGAAAACUACAGUCUUGGCUAUAAUGGCGAGAAAAAGCGCUGCUUGAAAAAUAACUAAUUUCCACAUUUAAACCUGAUCGCCUUUCCUAAUGGAAUAUUUCAGACAAAUUGAGAGAUUUUUUUUGUCAUGCAAUAAAAUAAUGGAACAAU
Messenger RNA from Phlebotomus argentipes, 756 nucleotides. RefSeq lists its product as uncharacterized. The transcript is spliced from 6 exons. NCBI's taxonomy places the organism in Eukaryota, Metazoa, Arthropoda, Insecta, Diptera, Psychodidae. The record is from RefSeq and is a predicted model, not a curated record. The coding region runs from base 176 to 664 and encodes 162 amino acids.